This is a messenger RNA of Ascochyta rabiei, 816 nucleotides long. RefSeq names its product 3-hydroxy acid dehydrogenase. Lineage: Eukaryota; Fungi; Ascomycota; Dothideomycetes; Pleosporales; Didymellaceae. The record is from RefSeq and is a predicted model, not a curated record. Gene Ontology annotation, molecular function: oxidoreductase activity. Gene Ontology annotation, cellular component: cytosol. The coding region runs from base 1 to 816 and encodes 271 amino acids. The transcript has 3 exons.
AUGUCCAGCUCUCAAGCCAAGCGCCUCGCCGGCAAGACCAUCCUGAUCACGGGCGCCAGCUCGGGAAUCGGCAAGAGCACCGCUCUGGAGUUUGCGCGCACACAGCCGAAUGACUUGAAGCUCAUCCUCACAGCGCGUCGUGAGGACGCGCUGAAGGAAGUCAAGAAAGAGAUUGAGGGAUUUGCAAAGGGCGUCAAAGUUCAUGUUGUGAAACUCGACGUCAGCAAUGUCUCGGAGAUCGGGCAGUUCGUAGGCAACCUGCCUACCGAGUUCAAGGAAGUCGACGUCCUGGUGAACAAUGCCGGCCUCGUCAAGGGCGUCGAUAAGGCCCCAGAGAUCAAGGCAGAAGACAUCAACACUAUGUUUCAAACCAACGUCACAGGCCUCAUCGCAAUGACUCAGGCCAUCCUGCCCAUCUUCCUCGCCCGCGCGGAUGGCGGCCGUGGCGACAUCAUAAACAUUGGCUCCAUCGCCGGCCGCGAACCUUACCCAGGUGGUUCCAUUUACUGCGCUACCAAGGCGGCGGUGCGGAGCUUCACGGACGCGCUGCGCAAGGAGUUGAUCGCGAGCAGGGUCCGCAUCAUCGAGAUUGACCCAGGGCAAGUCGAGACAGAGUUCAGCGUGGUUAGAUUUGGUGGCGACAAAGAGAAGGCGAAGAAGGUCUACGAGGGCGUGGAGCCCUUGACGGGAGAUGAUAUUGCAGAGAUUGUCGUGUUCACGGCAGGGCGAAGGGAGAAUGUCGUCGUUGCGGACACACUUGUCUUCCCCAACCAUCAGGCUGCUGCGACGGUUAUGCACAGGAAGUCGACACUAUAG